This is a messenger RNA of Malassezia japonica, 3771 nucleotides long. RefSeq lists its product as uncharacterized. The record is from RefSeq and is a predicted model, not a curated record. The transcript has a single exon. Gene Ontology annotation, biological process: protein import into nucleus; nuclear pore organization. Gene Ontology annotation, cellular component: nuclear pore transmembrane ring. Gene Ontology annotation, molecular function: structural constituent of nuclear pore. Lineage: Eukaryota; Fungi; Basidiomycota; Malasseziomycetes; Malasseziales; Malasseziaceae. Bases 1 to 3771 code for a protein of 1256 amino acids.
AUGGUCAGCCCGGCGCGACGGCGCGAGCCGCGGGUCCCGCUGGCGGUCGCCGAUGCGCCGACGCAGCGCUUCUAUGCCGCGGCGCUCUUUGUGGGUGUAGAGGUUUGGAAGUACUCGCGUAUCGCGGCGGUGCACCUGCUGGGUGCGACGCCGCACGCAUACGAGCCCGUGACACUCUUUCGCGCACUGUUGCUCGACUUUGCGCUGCUGUACGCGCUCUGGUGGCUCGCGAUUCCCACCGGCACCGAGGUGGCGGACGCGGCGGUGGCGAAUGCGCGCGCACGCCGCCCGCUCACGGCGGUGCACUACGCCGCGGCGUUUGUCGGCCUCGGCAUCCUCAACGUAGCGCUCCUCGGGCGGGAUACGCACCUCGGCCCCACGGCCUCGGCCGCGCUCUCGACGGUGCUCUCGCCGGUGCUUGCGCUGGCCGGCCUCGAUGCGGAAGUGCACCUUGGCCUCGGCGAGCGCCGCAUGCGUGUGCGCGACGUCGUCCAGCCGUCGGUGCACCUUUCGGGCCAGCACACGAUCCAUAUCCUCCCGUACGGCACUGCGCGCCUCGCACCGGCGCGCGCGUGCCAGUGCCUCGGCACGGACGUGACACUCCCGGUGUACUUUAACCAGACCGUGCCGGCGCUCCUGCAGUACUCGGUCACGGACGUGGUCCGCGGCAACAGGAGCGUCUUCCAGGUCAAGGCGCCCAAGACGCGCACCGUCGCGCCGUCCCCGCCGCCGGGCGACGCGGCGCCCGAUGUCCCGGGGCACGCGCAGGGGCUGUCGCUGCGCGAGCGCAAGUGGCUGCGCCAGGCCGCCAAGGAGCGCGCCAAGAGCGCGCCGGACGCCGAGGUCGUGCACGACCUUGUCCUGUCGCAGCCCGGCCUCGUGCGCCUCGAGGCGGUGCACGACAAGCACGGAAAUGCAGCGCGCCUCACGGCGACCGACGUGCUGCUCGUCGCGUGCCCGGAAGCGUCGUUUGCCGCGCCCCGCCGCGACUAUUGCCCCGGCGACGAGGGCGACUUGUCGGUUGAUGUGCGUGGACUCGCGCCGAUGGAGCUCGUGUAUGCACACACGAGCGACGGCAAGACGUCGCAGCACGUUCUUUCGCAGCUCGCGGACGCAGCGACCGGCGACCGCGUAUCGCAGCGCCUCGGCGCGCUCGAGCGCCUGACGCCUGACGCGCUGCAGUUUGCGCAGGCGACGAGCCUCUCGCUUCCGCUUGCGCUCGACCUGGGCGCGCCUGGGAGCCAGACGUUUGCACUGGCGUCUGUGCGCGAUGCGUGCGGCAAUGUCGCACAGCUCCACGGCACGAGCGAGGUCAAGGUGCAUCCCCGCGCAGCGGCGACGUUCGACGCGCAGGUGUGCACGCCCGGGCGCCCGCUCAAGCUGCUGCGCAACACGAGCGGCGUCGCGCUCCCCAUCACCGUCGGGUCCGACCAGGCGUGGGACGCCGAAGUGCAGUAUACGCCGCGCGACGGCGUGCGCCCAGAGUGGACGCGGUCCCUCUCCAUCGCGGGGCGCGGCGAGGUGCAGGCGACGGCGCCCGGCACGUAUGCGCUUACUGCGCUGCACGGUCCCCACUGUGCCGGCACGAUCGGCGCGCCGUGGACGUGCGAGGUGGUCGACGUCCCCCCGCCCAAGGCAGACAUCCACUUUGAGAGCAUCGAGGACCCGUGUGCGGGGACGGUGGGUGUGAAGGCCUUGUCGGUGCUCGAAGGCGAGCCGCCGUUCCGUCUGACGUACGAGGUGCAGCGCCAGGGCCAGCCCCCCCGGCGCCAGGUGCGUGUCGUGGAGCAGCAGACGCGCGACGAGCUCGAGUUCUGGCCGAGCACCGAAGGGCUCGUCACGUACAAGUUCCUCGCCCUCGACGAUGCCAACUACCGCCAGAUUGCGCUCGACGGCCCGACCUUUACGCAGGUCGUGCACCCCCUCGCCGACGCCGCGUUUACCGCGCGCGGCAACGGCAACGAGGCGGUGGUGCGCUCGUGCGGCAAGGCGCAGGCCGACGCCGAGGUCGCGCUCAGCGGCCAUGGGCCGUGGGAGCUGACCUACUCGGUGCGCGGCGGCAAAGCGUCCGAGCAGCGCACGGUGCACAUUGACGCGCCGAAGCACACGCUGCACGUCGACCUGCCGCCCGACGUGCAGAAGAAUGCGCGCGCCACCAUCUCGCUCGAGCGCCUGCGCGACGGCAAGGGCUGCGAGCGGCGCCUCGCGACGCGCGAUCUGCGCAUCGACGUGAGCCACACACGGCCCACGAUUGGUUUCUUGCCGGGCGGCGACGUCCCCCGUGUGUACUCUGUGCGCGACGGCGCGACGGCGCGCCUGCCGCUGCGCCUCGCCGGCGACGCGCCGUGGCGUGUCUCGUAUACCCACCGCAGCGCGCCGGACGCUGCGCCGGCGUGGCACGAGGUCGUGGUAAACAGUGCCAACGACUUCCUCGACGUCACCAAGCCCGGCCUGUACACGCUGCAGACGCUGCGCGACGCGCACUGCGAGGGCGACGUCCUCUCGCCGCAGCACACCUUUAAUGUGACCGUGCGUCCCCGGCCGCAGGCGGCGUUUGGGCUCGCGGCCGGCCGCGUCGCGUCGAACGGCAGCACGCUGCGCGAGGCCGUGUGCAUCGGCACGCAAGACGCGGCGCCGAUGCAGCUCCAGGGCUACGCGCCGGUGACGGUGCGCUACCUGCACCAUGCGCCUGGGCGCGCGGGCGACGCACGCACCUUUGCCACGAGCCAGACCGCGCCGCCGCUUACGCUCGCGACCGACGCGGCAGGUUGGCACACGUACGAGAUCACCGACGUGGGCGACGCGCUGUACAGCUCGGCAGGGAUCAGCGCCGGCAUUGGGCCGCAGCGCCUCGAGCAGAUGGUCUAUCCCCAGGCGCACGCCGCGUUUGCCUCGCAAAAAGUGUCGACGGCCUUUUGCGUGGGCGACACGCUGCACGGCGCGCUGCCUGCGGUCGAGCUGCAGGGCACGCCGCCCUUUACGCUCGGCCUCUCGCUGCGCCCUGCCGCGACGAGCGCGCAGCCCACACACGCCGCGCUCGCGUACACCUUUACGCGCGUCGUCUCCGGCCAAAAGUACACGCCGCGCCUCGAGAGCGACGAGUUUGUCUUUGGCGCGAGCGGCGCGUGGACCUUGUCGCUGGACCACGUGAGCGAUGUGCACGGAUGCCGUGCGUCGCUGCGCAGUGCCCCCCUUGCGCUCGAGGUGGUGGAGACGGCUGGCAUUGCGCCUGCGUCUGCGCGCACAGACUACUGUGUGGGCGAAGAGAUUGACUACAUGCUGCAAGGCAUGUCGCCGUGGACGGUGCGCUACUCGUUCAACGGCAAGGAGCUGCGUGCGACGUCGCGCACGGCCGAGUUCUCGCGCACGGCCGACGAGCCGGGUGUGCUGGUGAUGCACUCGGCGGCGCACCAGCAGAACCAGUGCCGCAGCACGCGCGCGGCGACCUCGGCGCGGAUCCACGCGCUGCCGAGUGCGCAAGUGUCCAGUGGCAAGCACCGUGUCGAGUCGCUGCAUCAGGGCCGCCACGCGGAAAUCAUCUUUACACUGCGUGGCGAGCCGCCGUUUGCGUUUACGUACCAGCGUACGGAGCCUGUCGACAUGCAUACCCACCCCAAGGUCCUCGAGACGCACACCGUGGAGCGUGUGGACGGCACCGAGUACCGUAUCCAAACCACGCAGGAAGGCACCUGGUCCGUGGUCUGGAUCCAGGACCAGUGGUGCCAAGUGUCGCUGGGCGAGGCGAGUGGGCCAUCGACGUGGCGUGCGUAG